Messenger RNA from Suillus bovinus, 1608 nucleotides. Its product is annotated as kinase-like domain-containing protein. Gene Ontology annotation, biological process: peptidyl-serine phosphorylation; intracellular signal transduction. The transcript is spliced from 6 exons. Lineage: Eukaryota; Fungi; Basidiomycota; Agaricomycetes; Boletales; Suillaceae. The coding region runs from base 170 to 1495 and encodes 441 amino acids. The record is from RefSeq and is a predicted model, not a curated record. Gene Ontology annotation, molecular function: ATP binding; protein serine/threonine kinase activity.
UCGACCACCACACCUUACGCUAUGGAUGCUUUAAGACAAUGAGAAACUCACAUGCAAAGCUCAUCAUUUCAUGAAGCGCUGUAGUCCUACCAGACAACAUUUAAGCAGUACGUUCACUCGAUGCCUUCUUCUCAUCAUUUCCUCCUUCUCCUCAUAACUAGUCAUUACUAUGCUUCCUGGUGAUCAACUCCGUCUAGGCCCAAAGGUUGCUCUGAAUGUGAUUACUCCUACAUCUCUAUCAGCACCCCGAUUAUCGACUGCUCUGCCCAACGUGCCUGGCAUCAGGCCUCUCCCCAUCCCUACCAUAUCUAAUAUCGCAGGGGAUAUCAACACAGCAGAACGGACUUUAAAUUACCCUGACUCUGUGCGCCCUCCUCACCCCGAGCCGGCUAACCCUCCAGGCUUAGCAAAGCCUUCCACAUCGCGACUCCCUCGGCGAUCAUAUGUAAACGGCCCUUUUCGUGUUUGGCGUGGAUUGUCAGCGGGCGGUUUCGCCACAACUGUAGCAGCCGAAGACGUAGCAUCGGGCCGCUCGCUAUGUCUCAAAGUUUUCAGGAAGGACAGACUUCAGUACACAGGCCGAAGUCUUCGGAGGGAGUUGGAAGUCUACAAGAGACUGGCAUCGGAAUAUCGUCCUGCAAAUAUAUUCCUUAUGGAAUUGGAAAUGGCAUUUCAGACGAGAAAAGACAUCUAUCUCGUCAUGGACUUGAUGGCCUACGAUCUGACGUAUUAUAUGCGCAAUGAGUCUGAAUACUGCAUCGAGAAUGCUCGUCGAUGGAGUGCCCAACUAGCACUGGGCAUUAACGCUUUACACGACAUGGGUAUCAUCCAUCGUGAUAUUAAAGCGGAAAAUGUUUUAAUCGAUAUACAACAAAACGUGCGCAUCACCGAUUUCGGGCUCGGCUACUAUAUCAAAGAGCCAAGGCCCCUGAAUCCAUGGCGGGGUUAUACAUCAAGCGUUAAGGGGACUAUUCAUUGCAUGGCGCCUGAAAUUCUGCGCAACAUGGAAAAUCCAAAUUCUAUGAAGUACGGGGUGCCCGUGGACUGGUGGGCAUUCGGAUGCGUCUUGUACCAACUUAUCUCGUUGGACCAUAAGGUGCUCUUUGAUUCGGAGAACGCUACAUUGGAGUAUGUUUCCUGGCGCUCCGAGCAUUAUGGAACACUCGACUUGUUCCCAGCUUUCGAUCAGCUUGAUUCACUUGCGGCUGAUUUGCUUGUAAGAUUGCUCCAUCCCAUCGUCCAACUACGAUACGGGUUCCGACAUGUCACAACUCACUCGUACUUCUUAAACGAUGAUGGCACGAUGGAAUUUGACGGGGCCUACUCUUCCGCUGUUAAGCGCGAAAAGUGGCCACAGAUGUUGCCGAGCCUGCGGAAUGAAAAGACCAGUGAUGAAACAGCAAACGUCUUGUGCUGCAUACCUCCUGGGUCAUCGGGGUACGUUCCAAAUGUAGAUUGGAGGAAGCCCAGGCCGCAAGCCACACAUUUCCCAUGAUGCCCCCAGCUUGUCAUUAUUUCAUUGCAAAUUUCUCCAUGUCAAGUUUAACUCCACUGUGAUUCCAUUCUUUCUUGCUGCAAAGAAUUCACAUUGUUACAUUACAUGUACAU